Molecule: messenger RNA, 2936 nt
Organism: Chara braunii
Lineage: Eukaryota; Viridiplantae; Streptophyta; Charophyceae; Charales; Characeae
Source: the annotation of a GenBank genome assembly
ACGUGGGAGGCAGGAGGAGGAGGAGGGUAGGAUAGAGAAGGAAAGCGGGAGGCGGGAGAUAGAGAGAGGAUCGACACACAUGUAAGGACUAUGUACUAUUCUCUGUCUCUCACACACACAUACACAAACGAGAGAGAGAAAGGAGGCAGGUGGGAGGUAGAGAGAGAGAGAGAGAGAGUUGGCACACAUGUACGGAUUGUCUAGCUCUCUCUCUCUCACGCACAGGCGUGUGCGCGCGCGCGCACACACACACAGACACACAGAGUUCAUCACACACACACACGCACAGAGGAAGACGACGGACAAUGUAGUGAUGUAGCGCUACAGAUAAUGGGAUAGUAAUUAGAGUGAAGGAGGAGGAGACACGUGUCUGCGUCUCUGCAUCGUCAGCAUGGGUUUGGUAAGCGUCUCUGCGUCGUCGUCUUCCUGUGUCCGAGCUCCGCUUGAUGCAUGCCGCGAGUCGGCCUUCUUCUCAUCCGUGAUCCCGUUUGUAGUGUCCCAAGAGCACCUCCCCGCAAAGAAGGUGUUAUCUUCUUCUUUCUGUUCUUCUCUGUCUGGUUCCACUUCUUCGUCUUCGCCAUCCCUGGGGACCUAUCAUCAUCAUCUUCACUCUCAUCGUCCACGUCUUCAUCCUGCUCCUUCUCCUCCCCGUCAUUAUUAUCCUCAUAACUACAGUCGUCACCAUGACCAACAUGUUUUUAAUCGUCAGCAUCAGCCGUUGCAGGGUUAUGGCGGCCGUUCCCGCGAUUUCUCGGGCUAUCGUUUAUACCUGGGGGGAAGGAGGAGGCGGUGGUGGGAGAGUCGAGCCUCAGGCUUAAGGCCCCCAAGCUCCGAGGCAGCGGAAGACUCUCUGGUGACCGGCGAUUCUCCUAGAGAUGACGUCAACGAAAAGGAUAAUGUCGAUUCGAGCAGCCAUGGCGUCCGAGCAUCUUCUUCUGCUGCUGUCGUUACUCCUCCUCGCAGCAGCAGCGAUGGCGGUCGAGAUCAAGAUGACUUCGGUGAGGGGAGAGGAGAGGAAGGUACACGUGGCGAGCUGGCAGAGGCAGCAGCUCCUCGAAGGAAGACGAAGAUCGACUCAUGUGCAUACAUCAAUGCUGACGUGGCAACCGGGCAGUCGAUGGAGCAUUCCGCUAAUCUGGUGAUUUAUGGCGAUGUGCAAGCUGGCGCGUCUGUAGCAGCCUCAGGUGACGUCGUUGUGCUGGGGAAGCUGUUGGGAGAGGCCACAGCUGGCAAAGAUGGGGAUCCCGACGCUCAAAUCUUUGCUAUCGAGAUGGCCCCGGAAGUGUUGAGAAUCGCCCAUGUCACUCAGGCCGCCCCCUUUGGCCGCGCAAUUGCAGCAGGCCCCGAGGUCGCACAGUUGUCUACCAACGAUUCGAAAAUCAGGGUCUUUCCAGCUCAUAAACACAUAACAACAACAACAACAACAACAACGACGAGUACAGACCCGGCCGCUGUGUCAGAUAAUGAAAACGGUGGCCCCACACAAAGAGAAGGAUAUGGUGGACGUGAUGCAGCAGGCAUGAGGGGUAUGCUGAAAGGUCUGCAGUGGUCAAGGGCAGCAAAGGCGGCUCUCUGGACAGGAUGCUAUAUAUAUGUGGUUGGCAUCUUGACGGUUCUUUUCCCUAAGAAAGUAUUUGGGUUGUUAUUCACUCCAGCUGAUGUUUCUGAGGGUUGGAUCCGUGUCCUCGGCAUCUUGGCAGUUGUUUUCGGUAUGUACUAUGCUGGGGCUGCAAUUGGGGAUGCAGCUGGACAGGGAGCACGUGGAUUCUAUGCAUCUACUGUUGUCGGAAGACAGAUGUUGUGUUGGGGGUUUUGCGUUUUGGUCAUCUUCAAGGCUGUCCAACCUGGCUUGUUGCUGUUGGCUGGUGUGAACUUACUUGGGGCAUUGUGGAUGAAGUGGAGCCUUUCAAGGGACCAAGAAUAGGGGAAUAUUCUCAUGUUCCCUCUCAUCACGUAAUUAGUUUCUGUUUUGAUGCGUUAUGGCCUUGCUCCUCCUUAUUACCUUAAUUCCUUCAUGCUUUGGGCCAUGCAUGCUGCGUAGAGCAGGUGGUUGUCCGGGUUUAGAAUAUCAUUCUCUCUCUCUCUCUCUCUCUCUCUCUCUCUCUCUCUCUCUCUCUCUCUCACACACACACACACACACACACACACACAUGCGCGUUCGCGUACGUCCCCACCUUGUGUAGCCGGCCGCCUUCUCACCCCAAUGCUUUCUCCCUCCUCCCUCACCACUCAGCCAGACAUAUGGGUCUGCGUUUCCGACCUGUUGAUACACUAAACUCACUCUCUGUGCCACAGUGAGAGAGGUAUAAAGACAAGCACAGAAUGACGUGGACAAGCACACAGAAACCAACUGCUUCUGAAAGAGAGAGAGCAAGGUCGUCUCCACGAAUUGCAACUUCAGGUGGGAGCAGAAGACUGGCAUUGGACAAGAAAGAAAGCAGCAGAGCACACCAUGCGUGUCACGAAUUGGUUCGCUCCAGCAGGCAGCGUCGCGUGUAUAAAAGAGUGAAGUGCAGUAUGGGUACAUGAGGCGGGCUCAGGAGAAGGGGGGGAGAGAGAGAGAGAGAGAGAGAGAAGAGAGAAGAGAGGGUACUGAUUAUUGAGCUGAUCCUGAUCAAAUUAUUUGUGAUGGAGAAGCAUGGAUCAAUCUGGAUAUGAAAGGAACUCGCGAACAGAGUUUUAUGCCCUACAACGCUUCCAUAUCAUAUGGGGUUGUAUACAGUGUGCUGCCUGAGGACACAUGCCUAUUGUUCCCGCUUUGUGCUAUUGUGUAUACUUCAUAGAAUAUCAGGACAUGUGCAUGUUUCUACAUGUCGCGUACUCGGACAUGUGCAUGUUUCUACAUGUCGCCUACUCGGACAUGUGCAUGUUUCUACAUGUCGUCUGCUCGGACAUGUGCAUGUGUGUACAUGUCAACUACAAUGUUAUACACUCUG